AAAUCCCAGAAGAUGAACAGCCGGAGCCACUACGGCCCUCCCCGGGAUUCCGACUCGGACAGCAGCUACGAUGGCUUCUACUUCUCGGACGAGAUGAAACGCUCGAAACCGGCUCCCUAUGUGGAUCCCGAGCAGAAGCUCUACAAUGCCGUGCUUGACGGCGAUCUGCAGACGAUGCGGGAGGAGAUGCACAAGCUCGUCUUCCAGGUGGACCAGACCGUCAAGGGUGGACCCAAUUUGCUGAUGCUCGCCUGUCGCGAGGGGCACUACGAGGUGGUCGAGUGGCUGGUGGAGAAGGCCAAGGCCAAUGUAAACCGGCAGCUGGACUCGGUGAUGCCGCUGAUGAUGGCCUGCGAUUGCCAGCACAAGGAUCCGUAUGUGGCGGAGAAAAUAGUGCGCCUGCUCCUGCGCCACGGAGCCGUGGUCAAUGUAUCGGACAAAUACGGAAUGACGCCCUUUAUGUUCGCCUGCCAGAAUGGAUUCACCGGCGUGGUGCGUCUCCUCAUCAAGGACGUCAGCUUCGAUGCUGUGGACAAUCAGGGCUGCACGCCCAUCUUCCAUGCCAUCGAAAAGAACCACGUGGAGGUGGUCAAGCUGCUGGUGGAGGCGGGCGUGAAUGCCACGAUAGCCAACAACAAGGGCUACACGCCCACCCAGGUGGCCGAGUGCCAUGGAUACUACGAUCUGCUGGAGAUCCUGCCGCGUCCGGCAUCCACCUACCUGGUGCCCACGCACUUUCUGGGCUACAACACCCUGAGGGAUCACAUUCCACGCAUCUUCCUGAAGAGCGACUGUCCGGAGUAUUUCCAGGAGCUGAACGGCAUCCUGCAGUCCAUCAAUGUGACCAAUAUGAUUCAGCACUUUGCCAUCGCAAGGACCUCGCUGGCCGAGUUCUUGGUCAUGGAUGAACCGAAGCUCAAAGAGGUGGGCAUCGAGUAUCCCAUCUACCGUCACAAAAUACUGAAGGGCAUUCUGGACUUCCAUCUGCAUCAUUGGUGUAACUCGUCGAUAGCUCGAGUCAAGGAGAAUGAAAUGGACAACUUCUAUGAGAUCCUCAUGAUUGCCGCCAAUCAUCUACAGCAUUUGGUCAUCAUUCAGGCAUCCUUGCGGUUCGUUUUGAAGAACCAACAAGAAAACCAAAUGGGGCAACCAGACGAAAAGCAGCUGGCCACUAUUAAAAGCAAUAUGCAGGGAUACCGCGAUGUCCUCAACCAACUAACAAAGACGGUUAAAUAUCUUGGUUCGUUCAGUCCCCCGCAGAAUCCCCUCUUCAUUGACUUCAACGAAAUCCUGGCCGAGCGAAAACGCAAGAAAGUGCGCAACUAUUUCAAGUACACAACCAUUAUCCUCGGAAUCUCAGUUUUCAUUUGCCUCAAGUGCAAAUGGUUCUCAUAGUAUUCAUAGCAGAGCAUUUCCAUUAUCAUUGCUAACGUUUUGCUGUACAAAUAACGUUGUUUUCCUUACCGCUUGGUAAUCACCAAAAUCAAAAUAGUUGUAGUGAAAAGAAAUCUUUAAGUUUAAUGGAUUAAAUACCAUU
This is a messenger RNA of Drosophila takahashii, 1537 nucleotides long. It is a transcript of the gene Gasz, whose product is annotated as ankyrin repeat, SAM and basic leucine zipper domain-containing protein 1. Gene Ontology annotation, cellular component: pi-body. Gene Ontology annotation, biological process: piRNA processing. NCBI's taxonomy places the organism in Eukaryota, Metazoa, Arthropoda, Insecta, Diptera, Drosophilidae. Gene Ontology annotation, molecular function: protein binding. The record is from RefSeq and is a predicted model, not a curated record.